This is a messenger RNA of Orussus abietinus, 1183 nucleotides long. RefSeq lists its product as uncharacterized. The transcript has 4 exons. The record is from RefSeq and is a predicted model, not a curated record. NCBI's taxonomy places the organism in Eukaryota, Metazoa, Arthropoda, Insecta, Hymenoptera, Orussidae.
UGAUCUCGUGCGGUCCUGCUGCGGUUCCAUUAGGACCAUGCUGUACUUCGUGCUGACAGUCUUACUCCUGUUUAACGAGGCUGCGAGCACCGAGACGACAACUGCACCGGUGUCGUCGACUCUCGGUGCUCUGUACCGUCAGGCCAGGUCCGAUCAGUACUUCUCGAACAGAUACGGAAGUGACGGGACGUCUUUCAGUUCCGGUGCCAUCGGCGUCAGAUCCGAGCCGGUUGAACAUCGCGACGCUGCUUACUUCGAGUCGCGAUGCCUCACUUGCGACCCUGCAAAAUCAGUAGCCGCGGAAAGAAGUACGUACUCCAGACCGAGGCCACGAUCCAGGUACGACUACUACGAGGACGAGAUCGAAGAUCGCCGCUAUCGAGAUCGAUACGACGAGUACGUCGAUCGAUCCAAAGCACCGGCUUACGAUUACGAUCGAUACGACCGGUACAGGAAGAACGAGCUCAUGAGACCGACGUACGUCGACCGGUACGGGAGAAAUAAACUCCAACGUAUUUUCCAAGUCCUAUGGAACCCUGACCAUCGAUCAUUAAUAUCAAUUUAAUUUUUUUGUAGAUACGACGGAAGCUACGAUCGCGACCGCUACUACGAUGGAUUUUACGACCGCCUCCACGAUCGCGGGAACGGAUAUGACAACUUGGACUCCCGAUUCCCAUACGACCCCCGAUACGACCGCUAUAAUGGUUUUCGCCGUCCUAUGGAAGAUCCGUACUAUAGUCGGUACGACCGUUACAAUCGACCCCAGGGAAGCGGAUACGAUCGAUACGAUCGAUACGAUCGAUACGAGCCAUACGACCGAAUGCCUUGGAGAAGGCCCUACGACGACCGAUACGAUCGGAACGUCGGUCGGGGGGGUCCCGAUGGAAGAGGGGUGUACUACACUUCCGGGGUAUGGGGUCCAGGAUACGACAGGGGGUACGCCAGUGCCUGGAAUUACGCCGGAAACCGGGAAAACUGGAGAGACCUCAAUCGAGAUCGAGACGGCGGACUUUAUCGACCCAGGGACUAUUUUUAUGACAGCACCGCGGCUCCUGGAGGAUCUCGAGGCACCAGCUAUUUACACGAUCGGCCUGAGUCCUCGACCAAACCCGAGCUGAACGAUCGAGAGAAGCAUGCAACAAGUCUGCCGCAGUCGCAGGAUAAUAAGGUGUACAAGGACUAG